This is a messenger RNA of Dunckerocampus dactyliophorus (ringed pipefish), 2670 nucleotides long. RefSeq names its product cysteine-rich secretory protein LCCL domain containing 1a (gene crispld1a). Bases 187 to 1755 code for a protein of 522 amino acids. NCBI's taxonomy places the organism in Eukaryota, Metazoa, Chordata, Actinopteri, Syngnathiformes, Syngnathidae. The transcript has 15 exons. Gene Ontology annotation, cellular component: extracellular region. The record is from RefSeq and is a predicted model, not a curated record.
GAGGAUAAAAUGUUGGUUAAGCGAUGCUUUGGCGCAAAAACCUGCAAGGCGCAAAGUGAGGACACGUUGGACUUUGGGUCACGUUGGAGUCCAUCAACUCAGACCUGAAGGAUUAGCGUUUGUUGAGAGUUUUUUUUUUUUAGGAUUUCAUUCAGUGGACUACACUUGAAUCCAUUUAAGUAAAAGAUGAGACUUUCAUCGCCAAAGCGGCCUGGAGGGAUGUCCCUGCUGCUCCUGCUAUUGCUCACCCAGAGGGCCGUUUCCAUGGCGAUGCAUCCCAACGCCACGGGUUGGCAGCAGAUCCUGGACAAGUACCUGGAUGAGGAUGGCGACUGGUGGCAGGCCAAGCAGCGGGGAAGGAGGGCCAUCACGGACGCCGACGCCCAGCUCAUAUUGGACCUUCACAAUAAACUCCGGGGUCAGGUGUACCCCCCAGCAUCCAACAUGGAGUACAUGGAAUGGGACACGGAGUUGGAGCGCACGGCAGAGGAGUGGGCCGAGACCUGCCUGUGGGAGCACGGUCCUGCGGGCUUACUGCCGCAGAUCGGGCAGAAUCUGGGAGCCCACUGGGGGAGGUAUCGGCCCCCCACCUUCCAUGUUCAAGCCUGGUAUGAUGAAGUGAGGGACUACUCUUACCCCUACCCUCAGGAGUGCAACCCCUACUGCCCAUUACGAUGCUCUGGCCCAGUUUGCACACAUUACACCCAGCUGGUUUGGGCCACCAGCAGUCGCGUUGGCUGCGCGGUCAACUUGUGCUACAAUAUGAACGUAUGGGGGCAGAUCUGGGCCAAAGCCGUGUAUCUGGUGUGCAACUAUUCACCCAAGGGUAACUGGUUGGGCUAUGCGCCUUACAAACAUGGGACCCCCUGUUCCGCGUGUCCUUCCAGCUACGGAGGCGGCUGCAAGGACAACCUCUGCUACAAAGGUGGCUAUGCCAACCCUCCGCCAGAGGAAAGAGAAGAAAACAACUUUAUUGAGCCCGAGCAACCCCGUACAACACAAAAGAUCCGGCCCCGUGUUUCCAGACCAGAGACUCCCAGUCUUCCUGCUCCCGCCCCCACCAAGCCCCCCACAGAGCUCCUGCCAAAGAAUGAAGUGGUCAACACACAGCAGAUGUCUCAGCUGGUGACCUGUGACACAAAGCUGCGAGAUCAGUGCAAAGGAACCACCUGCAACAGGUAUGAGUGCCCCGCCGGAUGCUUAGAUGCGACAGGGAAAGUGGUCGGGACGGUUUACUAUGAAAUGCAAUCCAGCGUGUGCCGGGCCGGUCUACAUGCCGGUGUCAUAGACAAUGACGGCGGGUGGAUGGACGUCACAAGACAAGGGAGGAAGGACUUUUUCAUCAAGUCCAACAAAAAUGGAGUUCAGUCGCUGGGGAAAUACCAGAGUGCUAAUUCAUUCACCGUCUCCAGAGUAGCAGUCAACGCAAUCACAUGUGAGACAACAGUCGCACAACUGUGUCCGUACCAAAGGCCUGCCAAGCACUGCCCGAGGUUAUACUGCCCGAGGAACUGCUUAGAAGAGAACCCAAACAUAUCCAGAGUAAUCGGCACCAGAAUAUACUCCGAUAAAUCAAGUAUUUGCCGGGCGGCGGUCCACGCGGGGGUCAUUCGGAACAGCGCAGGUGGUUACAUCGACGUGAUGCCGGCGGACAAGCGGAAACUCUACAUGUCCUCCAAGCAAAACGGCGUGGUCUCAGAAAGUCUUCAGAAUCCGGCCGGAGGGAAGGCGUUUCGGGUGUUCGCCGUGAUUUGAGUGACCCACCCCACCACCCCCAACCACCUCCUCAUCCCAUUGAGGGCGGCGUGCCCAAACAGACGGCGCACUCCGGCGCUAAUCAAAGCCUGUUGUCAAAGUCAACGACUGAAACCUUUCUAGCCUUUGCUACGUGGGCAAGGAGAGGGGCGGAGGUCGUCUCCAUGACAGCAUAAACAAACACUUGCCACAUAUAUGAUGAGAGGAAGCUGUCAGGACUCAGCCUCAUAAUAUUUAGCCAACUGUAAAUAUAUGAUAGCAGGAACGCUUUGCUCAUCUACUGGAUGUUUUCUUGUCCAUCGUGCUUUAUCGGAAUGUGUGUGCCUUUUCAUAUUAGGUGCUGCAUAUUUAAAACAAUGGAUUUCAUGAGAAAUAUGAUUCAAUAAAUGACAUAAUUUUUCCAAAUACAUGUAUUGUAUAUAAUUACAAAAUACCAAAAUAAAAAUGGCACUUAAUCAAGUCGGGUACAUUUUUACUGGUACUCAUGUCAUAUUUUGUACUUUUUAUUUUUAUAUAUAUGGGCAACAAAUUUUAAUCCCUCUAUUUUUAUAACGUAUCACGUUGGUGUAUAAAGAAUGCUGCUAUACUGUAUGUGGUUAUGUACAGCAACUAUAUAUUAGGUGUUUUCCUCUCCCUGCUGGCAGGAAGUACAGUCAACCUUCAGAGUGUUUUAUUCAAAUGUUUGACGUCGUUUUGUUUCAAUAUGCAUUUGUUUUGUACCCCUCCCCUUGCUCCCAGAAUGUCUCAUCUGCAACACAGAUAAAAGACAAACAUGAUGCUGGUUAUAUCGCAUGCAUUAUUCAUGGCGAUGCUGCACGUAUGGCUCUCAUCUGUCUGGCUAUCACGCUUCAUUUCACUGGUUUCUCAGUUUAUUUUCCUACCUCAGGUUAUUAGGAAAAACUCAAUAAAACACUA